GAUCCACGCUCAUUACACCAAAAUCCUGAAUGAGCCUCGUGCAACACAGUAAAGCAGUUGCUUCUCUACUUCGCUAGCCUUUAACUCGCUAGCCUUAGAAAGAAAGCCUCCUCUUGCCUGGUGUUGCUUAUAGCCGUCGGGCCGGUUAUUCACAGGUGACAAUGACAGAAAAGGCACUGCACCUUGAGCAGAACAGGGCCCGUAUGGCCGCUGGAGAGCUGUACCACGCCUUCACUCCGGACCUCACCGCCGACCGGCGUCGGUGCUCUACUGCCUGCGAGAGAUUCAACCGCGCUGGCGACGUCUCCCGGAGAGCUCUCGCACUACUAGUGAAGGACAUCCUGAAGGACGAUCGUCCCCUUCCUGUACCAGCCCCUAUCCCGGAAGAGGACGAGCAGAGCUUGGCCAACGAGCCUUGGAUUGAUGGACCUGUAAGAAUGGACUAUGGGUACAACGUCAAGUUAGGGAAGAAUGUCUACAUCAACUUCAACAGCGUGUGGAUUGACACGUGCACGAUCGAGGUGGGUGACCGCACCCUCAUCGGCCCCAACUGUUCCUUCUACAGCGCGGCGCAUCCGCUGGACCCCGUCUUGCGCAACGGCACCGCAGGUCCCGAGUACGGGAAGCCCAUCAAGAUCGGUGCCGACUGUUGGUUCGGGGGCAACUGCAUUGUACUCCCCGGCGUCACCAUAGGUAGAGGCGUCACUGUUGGGGCGGGCAGCGUCGUGACCAAGGACGUUCCAGACUUUGUCGUGGUCGCCGGAAACCCGGCCCGUGUCGUUAAGGAGGUGCCGAGGACGUAGUCAGGUUGGGACCACCCGAAUACCUAGCGAGCUAUUAUUGAGAGUUUUACCACCAUC
This is a messenger RNA of Colletotrichum navitas, 860 nucleotides long. RefSeq names its product galactoside O-acetyltransferase. Lineage: Eukaryota; Fungi; Ascomycota; Sordariomycetes; Glomerellales; Glomerellaceae. The transcript is spliced from 3 exons. The record is from RefSeq and is a predicted model, not a curated record. Gene Ontology annotation, molecular function: acetyltransferase activity. Bases 162 to 803 code for a protein of 213 amino acids.